This is a messenger RNA of Electrophorus electricus (electric eel), 5417 nucleotides long. Its product is annotated as potassium voltage-gated channel subfamily B member 1-like. The record is from RefSeq and is a predicted model, not a curated record. Gene Ontology annotation, cellular component: voltage-gated potassium channel complex; membrane. Gene Ontology annotation, biological process: potassium ion transmembrane transport; action potential; protein homooligomerization. Gene Ontology annotation, molecular function: protein binding; delayed rectifier potassium channel activity. Lineage: Eukaryota; Metazoa; Chordata; Actinopteri; Gymnotiformes; Gymnotidae.
CGCAAAUACAACCUCCCUUAGCAGGCGACAAACAUCGUGUGGAUUUACUGCUUAUAGUCUACUUGUUGACGUUCGUGAUUUGUGAAAAACAGGGAAGGAUGGCCCAUCGAAUCGGCAGCAAACGUUUAUCUGUUCGAGUAUACCAUGAAGAUGAUGCUAAAAAUACACUUGGAAAGGAGAGUAGCUAAUAAACUACAAUCUCACAGGCGACAUAAGGGUUGGCGUUCCUGUCUUGAGUCUGUCCCCACGAAACACGGAUGCAAGAAUGAAGGCGUACGGAUCCAAAUUUAGGCAAUAACUCUCUUCCAAGGUUGUGUCUUAGACACGUUCAACAAUACUCUUUUGGUCUUCUCUACAAAGAAAGCACUAUAAGAGAUGAUUAAAACUGGCUCUCGUUCCACCACCUCCCUACCACCGGAGCCAGUGGAAAUUAUCCGGAGUAAAACAUGCUCCCGCCGGGUGAGACUGAAUGUUGGUGGACUCCUACAUGAGGUGCUAUGGAGAACGCUGGACCGGCUACCUCGAACAAGACUCGGUAAAUUACGAGACUGCAACAAUCAUGAAUCCAUAAUGGAGGUAUGCGAUGACUAUAACCUGGACGAUAAUGAGUACUUCUUUGACAGACAUCCAGGGGCCUUCACGUCCAUUCUGAAUUUCUAUCGUACGGGAAAGUUGCACAUGAUGGAGGAAAUGUGCGCUCUCUCAUUCAGCCAAGAACUGGACUUCUGGGGUAUAGAUGAAAUUUACCUGGAGUCCUGCUGCCAGGCUCGGUACCACCAGAAGAAAGAGCAGAUGAACGAGGAGUUGAAGCGAGAGGCUGAAACCAUGAGGGAGAGGGAGGGUGAAGAGUUCGACAAUACCUGCUGCAUGGAGAAGCGCAAGAAACUCUGGGAUCUUUUAGAAAAGCCCAACUCAUCCUUCGCAGCAAAGAUUCUGGCUAUCAUCUCAAUUCUGUUUAUUGUGCUGUCCACCAUCGCUCUGUCACUUAACACCCUGCCAGAGCUGCAGGACAUAGACGAGUUUGGACAAGCAACCGACAACCCUCAGCUGGCCCACGUAGAAGCUGUCUGUAUUGCAUGGUUUACCAUGGAAUAUCUUCUUCGCUUCCUGUCCUCACCCAAUAAAUGGAAAUUCUUCAAAGGCCCUCUCAAUGUGAUUGACCUGCUAGCCAUCCUUCCAUACUAUGUCACCAUCUUUCUGACUGAGUCCAACAAAAGUGUGCUGCAGUUCCAGAAUGUGCGGCGAGUGGUGCAAAUUUUUCGAAUCAUGCGAAUUUUGAGAAUACUCAAACUGGCACGCCACUCAACUGGGCUACAGUCACUGGGAUUCACUUUACGGCGCAGUUACAAUGAACUGGGCCUGCUAAUCCUCUUCUUAGCCAUGGGCAUCAUGAUCUUCUCUAGUUUGGUCUUCUUUGCAGAAAAAGAUGAAGAAGACACAAAGUUCAAGAGCAUCCCAGCUUCCUUCUGGUGGGCCACCAUUACCAUGACUACUGUAGGAUAUGGAGACAUUUACCCUAAGACUUUAUUAGGCAAGAUUGUUGGUGGACUCUGCUGCAUUGCAGGAGUGCUGGUCAUUGCCCUACCCAUUCCCAUCAUUGUAAACAAUUUCUCUGAGUUCUAUAAGGAGCAGAAGAGACAGGAGAAAGCCAUCAAGAGACGAGAGGCUCUGGAAAGAGCCAAGAGAAAUGGCAGUAUAGUGUCUAUGAACAUAAAGGAUGCAUUUGUUCGAAACACAGAGCUCAUGGAUGUGGUAGUGAUGGAAAAGACAGAAGAAAACAUUGUGAAGAAAGAGAAAGUGCAGGACAACUGUCACACAUCACCUGCACACUGGAAAUGGACACCCAAACGCACCAUUUCAGAAACCAGUUCCAACAAGUCUUUCCCAGGAAAGGAGCAGGGAUCUCCUGUUAGACCCACCAGUCCAACCAGCCCGCAACACCUCAAUGUCCAAAAUCUGGAGGAAAUGUACAGCAAGAUGGCCAAGACCCAGUCCCAGCCUGACCUGAACAGUAAAGAGCGGAGCCUGUUCUUUAAGGCAGCCAAGAGGAGGGAUGAAAUGGAAAUGAUGAGUAUAUCUGGUCAGACACCCACCACAGCUGAUGGUGUAAUGGAUAUGAGAAGCAUGUCAAGUAUUGAUAGCUUUAUUAGCUGUGCUACAGACUUUCUGGAGGGUUCAAGAUUCUUACAUAGUCCCAUCUCAAACCAACCAAGCCGAGUCAGCGCUAAUCCGGGAUUGGAGACAACCCUUGAAGAUGAGUGCAUGAAGAGUCCUGUUGGUCCACCCAAGCCUGGACGAGCCCUGUUUGCUGACAGCCCCCAAGGAUUUCGCAUCAGCAAUCCUCUCAAGACAAGGUCCCAAAAGGUCAACUUCUUCUCAGGAGAAACCACAGACCUUGCUGCAGGCGUGGCUAAGGUCUUAGGAUCUGAUGGUGUCUCAGACAAUUCUGCUAUGUCUGAUCACUCCAUUAUGAGCCCAGAACUGUCUGUCUAUACCACUGCCAGCAGCAAGACUCCGCCGAAGACUCCUGAGACAGUAGUGCCAACAGUUUUCACAUUUCAUGAUGCAUCAAUCAGUAAGUAUAUUGAUGCAGAUACUGAUGAUGACGAGCAUCUUCAUGAUGGACAUGGUACUAGUCCCUCAGAUCGUCUGUUGGGUAAUGCCAGCCCCAAACUCAGCAACAGCUCUAGAGCAAACCACUUAGAGCUAUCUCAGACGAUGUUGGGCCAAAGUAGUCUGUUCUCAUUGGAGGGACAGCCAGGGAGUGGACAAGAGAACCAUGUGCUUUCAGGAGACAUAGGAUGCUCUAAAACAAUAAAUGAAAAUAAUUAAAAACAGCGAAUGUAGCCUAUGACAACUGGAAUUAUCAAUGGUGAGAAGGGUAAUAUAGAACACUGGUAAUAUAGAACUAAUCUAAAUCAGAGCAAAACACACCAUAAGAGCUGAAUUUCUAUGAAUAUAGAGCACUCACUAGACACUAUAGGAGAAAAUGUUCAAAUCGGUUUGCUGCUUGAUUCAGCAAAGACCUCUGAAAUAGCAACAGGCUUCAGAGGAUAUUUGGUAGGGGUAGAACUUAGUGUCUAAGUAUGGUUGACACUGGCAUGGUUGAUGGUUGACAUUUUCCAAGCCCAACCCCAACUGUUUGCAAACCCCUCUGUAGAAUUAGAUAUUAACUGAAGCCAUUUUGUGCAAUUACGAUUUUCACAAGUUUUUCCAAGUAUGAUUCUUCCUCAAAACUGGCCUUAGUUUUAUGCAUCAACAGUAUGUGUUGUCUUUGCAAGUGUGGGUGUGUGUGUUUAGGCAAGAGAGAGUGCAUGAGACAGAAUGAGAAAGAUAUAGAGAGACCAAAAAUAGUGAAAGAGAAUGUGUGAACAGCUGACAUCAGUGUCCCAACAGACAUAUUGUCUUGUGUGUAUAGAUGCACUGUUUUCAAUACAAUCUUUUUUCUAAAAUGGCAAUUGAAAUAUUUAAGUUUGUUUGAUUUCCUCCUUUGCCCAUUGUCGUGUGACCAUUCCUCUGUGGAAAUAAUAUGCAACUGCAGUGAUUUAAGUGGAUACAGCCACUGUGAUUCACUGCCUUUGGUCAAAUCAUGUUGCAACUCACUCUCAGUAUUCUUAUGUUUCUUGUCAGAUUUGCAUGUAAUAUCAUGCUUAAGAAAUUAUUUUCAAUUUUUGUUUUAUUUGAUUUAUUAAGUUGGUAAUAUGACUGUGGAGCUCAACUGGCAUGCUUAAAAAAGGCUCUGACAUGGUCUACAGCACUCAACACAGAUGUGCUCCUUGAUGAUUGACCAUUUGCCAAUUCACAUGGAGCACAAACAACUAUUUGAUUCCCAAACUUGAAAGGAAAGCACUGAACAUCCUUUUUUAGGUUUGAAAAGUAAAGUUGAUACAAAAGGACAAUGCUGGUAGUGAAAAAUAGAUAUAAAUUAUAGAUAGAUUCUUUAGUUCUGGUGAAAUACAAUACACUUUGUUGCAGAUAAAAACAAUGAAGGAUUCUAAAAUGUAUAUUUUUAAAAUAUUUUCUAAAGAAUGGAAAUUAGAUGAAUAAAUUAUGCUAAUCUCUUAGUUUUACAAUUAAUAUAAAUAGUAUGAAAUAUUUAUUUUAAAGGAUUGUAUUUACUAGAUAAUUUGGUGAGACGACCUCUUUGUAUUGUUUGUUACUGUCUCCUAGUCUAUGUAUAUGUUGUGAAAUACUUCUGUCCUUUUCUUAAUUUGUCCUUUGUAAAAAUGCAUAAAUGGAGCCAAAGACUUGUUCACUAAUAUGGCUGACACAAAUUAUCCCCUUAGUAAUCUUUGGUAAAAUCAGGGCAAGACUGAACAGACCUUAAGGUUAAACUCUGGAACACACAAAGACUAUAUUUUAGGGAUAUUUUUAACAAUUUUUAUAUUUUUGUUUACCUUACAACAAUUAAUGACUGCUACAAAUAAGGAAUUAUUUGCCAUGCAUAAUCUAUAAAACAUUCAACAAAACAGGACAGGGGUUACUUACAUACUCAGAGGCACAGCACAAUUCACAUGUCAGAUCUGCAGCAAAUACUUCCCUGCCUUAGAUAAUUAAUAAUCUAUUCUGAAUGCUAGACAUGUAUACCAACAGAGAUAAAAGGCAAGGCCAUUUGCUGUGUUAGAAGCCAUAAUACACAGAAAUAUAACAACAUGCAAGUAAAAUCAACACUGUACAGACACAGACACAAUGUGGCCAUUUAUAUUCAUUAAAACUACCUUGAUAACAUGAGAUGCAGUAGACAACUGCAACUUAAUCAACUUAAAUGCACACCAGGAAAAGAGCCCUCUCAACACUGCAGCUAUCUUAGUGUCCUACCUGCCGCAGUGAGUGACAGAUUCAGGUCACAUCCAUCUCUUCUUAUCGAUCCAGCCCCCUUGUGUUCCCCUUCACAUGAAAGAUUAACUGCCACACAUAGUAAAGCCAUUAGCAUGGGUGCUAAUUGCUAAUAUGUUAACCAACAACCCGGCCACAGGUUGGGUGCAUGAUCAAUAGCUUAACUCAUCACUUGCUUUUUUAGAUGGUUUUGCCUAAGCUGUAUCUCUGUCAACACACUGAAAGCAUUUCAUAUGCAGAGGUCAUUAUGAAAAUGUCAGAAUCUACUUGUACAUGAGGCAGACUCAAAAUAGGACGGACUUUCAAAAGAAGGUUAAAAUUAUUUAGAUGACGCUGUCCUGUUUUCUUUUCUGGAUGUUGGUGUUUUUACAUUAAAAGAGGUAGAUAAUUUGUCCAUGUUUAUAUUGUCUGCUAGUGUCUCUCUACCUCUCUCUGUCCUGUGUCCUGAACAUUUGUUCUGGUAAAACUGUUUGUCCAAGGACCAAGAGUGUCUAAAUGAAAGGUAAACAAGUUCAGCGAGGAAUAAAAACACAGAAAACCAGGCUGAAUGUGUUGUGCUGUGAGAGUAUGAAGUGUACAGA